UACCAGGAAGUAGUGUUCCAAGAUGGCGACCUCCUUGCUGAGAAUUUUUCACGCUGCGUUUCAAAAUGUUGAAAUUCGACUGCUUCAGGCGUUUGGCUUGCAUCCCCCACCAGGUCCUGCUCUAGCUAUCCCAGGCUGCCACCACCCCCUACAGGGUAGUCAGGGCUCCGACAUGACAGAACCCUCGGGACUGAGCAGUCUCCUGGGCGGGGUGUUCCUCAUGGCCGCCCCAAAGCACCGCCAGAGUCUGGAGCGGAGACACAAACGACAGCGACACCCGGACAAACUCAUCAAACCUAAGGAAAACCUCUUCCCCUGUCCCGAGUGUGGUUCCAUGAUGCAGGAGGGUUUCCUGUGCAUAAACUGCUACCAGCGCAUCAAGUACGAAACCGACAUCAUUCGCCAGAAGAUUAAAGAAACAGAGACUGACGGUCUGGCCUCCACGGCGGAAACCGUAGUGCGGUACGCAGACGAAACGAUUACAGAGUCCGACAAGUCGAAAAGGGUGAUCGAGAUGGCCAGAAAGAAACCUCACUGGUUCACGAAGGACAUGUAUGAUGAACACUGGAAGACGAGCUAAGGAUAGCCAUGCAGUUAUGAAUGUAAACACUAGGUGGCACUGCUGUACUAUCAUGACCCAGAAAGAGUUAUUUUCAAAGUUAGAUAACCCUAUCUAACUCUAGACUCAAUGCUAGAAAUGCUAGCACAGGUCACAGCAAAUGCAAUGUUUUUUGUGUGUUUUUGUUUAGGUUGGUUUCUGUCUUUAUUUUCUGAAUGCACUGUCAUUUAAUAGAGUUACAAAAAAAUGUUGCCUUCAUUUUGAAAAAGUUGUCAGGAAGGUUUUAUAAAUGU
Molecule: messenger RNA, 852 nt
Organism: Branchiostoma floridae (Florida lancelet)
Lineage: Eukaryota; Metazoa; Chordata; Leptocardii; Amphioxiformes; Branchiostomatidae
Product: 39S ribosomal protein L32, mitochondrial-like
Exons: 3
Coding region: 23-580 (185 amino acids)
Biological process (GO): translation
Cellular component (GO): mitochondrial large ribosomal subunit
Molecular function (GO): structural constituent of ribosome
Source: RefSeq, a predicted model, not a curated record